AGGAUAAAGGGGAAUUACUCUUUCUCAAAUCAUCUACUGCAUGAUGAAAGGAAAUUACUCUUUCUUUCUUUUAACUUUAAAAAAAUCAUCCUAGGCUAUAAUUUAUUGAAAAGAGAUACUGUAUUAAUCCUGUUAAUUCCAGUCACAUGCUUUUCUUUGUAUUUUUUCACAUGUAAAAGAGUACAGCAUGAUUUUUAUAUAUUGAUCAAAUAUGAAAGACCUGUUCAUCCAUGAAAUCACAGGCAAUUGCAUCGCUUGGGUUGAAUUUACUAUUAAAAAGUACUCUUUAAUAGUAAAUUUGACCCCAAGAGAUGCAAUUGCCUCUACAUCUGAGAUAAAUGAUUAUUUAACCUUUUCUUGGUUUGCAUAUCAACUCAAUAUGGAUAUGCAUCUCAAAAUGAAUUAAGACAUGACAUUGAAAAAAUAUAAGUGGUACAUGUAAAUUUGGUGAAUCUACUUCUAUUUUUCAGAGAUUCCAGUCAUGGUAACACAUUUCGGUGCUCUGUUUUUUCAAAAUAACAUAAUUGAUGAUGAAAACUUAAACCAUGAACUAGUGCAGUAAUAUCCAUAGGAAAUAACUCUAACUGAUCAUUUAUUUUUACAUAAACUUUACACAUUUUUGACAAAAGACACUUUAGAUCCCACUCGGUAUACAUCAGAGGGUUCCUUAUCAGUAUCAUCUCGGCUGUAUUUAACAUAACUGCCAUUGCCCUAACUGUUUACUUUUUAUUAAGUCUACGAGUUUGACAUACCUUGUAACAUGAAUGUGGAAUAACAAAUAAACGGAUGACUACAUAUCGCCUGACCAACACCUAAAGUGAACUCCAUUCUGCAUAAUUAGAACAUGUAAACAUCCUCUGCAUGAAAAUGGUUGCAAUUCUAGAAUCACACUUUUCCCCGAGUCUUGUGGACAAACUGUUAUCAUCUCUCACCCAAACUACAUGCUUGCAAUUCUGUGAAUGUAAUGACUUCAUUAAUAUAAAUGAAGUCACUAAUUUUUAAGCAUUGUUGAUAUAAGUCAGACUAGAUUCUUCAGGCGCUAACAUCUUUUUAAUCCACAAAUAGUAAUUGUAAAUUGUUAAAAAUGUAGGUCAUUGUGCCCGAUUUGUUGAGUAGAAGGUGUAGCAUAUUCAAUGUAACUGCUAAAGCGACUGCAAAUUCUUAUAAAGGGAUAUGAAUUUUGAACACUCUAAAGAUAUAUGUCUACUGAUAGCUAGAGGAUCUAUGCAUGCCUAGUAUUUGUACAAAUGCCCAGCAGUGAUGUCACAAUGAUUGUUUUUCCCCCAUGGUGAUUUUUGCACAUCAUUGGUGCUAUCGAGCACAGCAGAGUGUUCAGGCUAAACAUGAGGGAAGUAAACAAAAUAUAACACAUGCCCUGAAUCACAUGGAAGCUUUCUACAAACCAGUCUACAAAGAUCAUUGGCCCUCCAUACGAAUUUCUCUGUUGACAACCUCAAAAUACUGUGCAUUACUGAAUAAUUACCACAGCCAGAGGGACAAAGUUGAAAAUUUUCUGACAGGUUUAGGGACGUACAAUGCAAUGGCUGAUGCAGCUAUAGCAUGGACCAACCACCUGCAGAAAGAAAAACAGCAAGAGAUUGUGGAAGACAGUUCACUGCCCCUUGAGAAAUUUUUAGAUUUUCCUGCACGACCCUUGAUGAAAGAAGUAGCAGAAGAUAGUGUGAAUGAAUAUGAAACUUCCGAAGGAGAAGAGAAAAUUGAUCCAGUGGUGGGAAAAAACACGAGUUUGUACGACUUUAUUCCGACCAAAAGGAUUUAUUCAGAGAAGGAGAUAUUACAACAACAGAUAGUGACAACGUCCACAUUUGAUGACUCCCUCUUUGAGGUACCCGUGAAAGUCAUACAAGAGCAAGUCCCUGAAUUACCGGACCAACUGAAAUUCUUUGUGUAUGAGAAAGGCAAUGUUUCAGACUUCCCAACUCCCAAACUAAAACAUGGAAAUCAAUUAGGUUACUAUUUAAUGGAUGCUGCAUCCUUGCUGCCUGUGGUCACACUGGACAUUCAAGAAAAUGAUGCUGUCCUUGACCUUUGUGCUGCUCCAGGGGGGAAAACUCUGUCAAUGUUGCAGACUCUACAGACAGAGAAUUUGACAUGUAAUGAUGCCUCCAAGAGUCGCCUCAGUCGGCUGACGGACAUAAUGAAGUGGUACCUCGGUCACAUACCGCCCUCCAUCUCCAUAACCAAGAGAGACGGGAGGUCCUUCACAGAACCUCAGUAUGACAAGGUGCUGGUGGAUGUUCCCUGUAACACCGACAGACACGUUCUGAUCAGUGAGGAUAACAACCUCUUCAAACCUGGCCGUGUGGAGGAGCGACUGGCACUACCGACGGAACAAAAAGAAUUACUGGUAGCUGGAAUCCAGUCAUGUAAACCUGGCGGAACAGUCGUGUACUCCACAUGCACCCUCUCCCCCGCUCAAAAUGAUGGAGUCAUACAAGCCGCCAUGGAACAUUUAUGGAAAGAAACGGAUAUUGACUCGGUUGUGAUAGACCUGAGCUACAUUAGGCCAAUAUUUAGAGACACGUUUUCUUUCUUUCCACAGACAAAGUUUGGACAAUUAAUUAUUCCUACGUUGUCUUCAAAUUUUGGACCAAUGUAUAUUUGCAAGAUAAAACGUAUCAGGUAGUUGAAAA
Molecule: messenger RNA, 2654 nt
Organism: Ostrea edulis (European flat oyster)
Lineage: Eukaryota; Metazoa; Mollusca; Bivalvia; Ostreida; Ostreidae
Product: 5-methylcytosine rRNA methyltransferase NSUN4-like
Exons: 6
Coding region: 1286-2647 (453 amino acids)
Biological process (GO): rRNA methylation
Cellular component (GO): mitochondrial large ribosomal subunit
Molecular function (GO): methyltransferase activity
Source: RefSeq, a predicted model, not a curated record